AUGGUCAAUCGAGUUCGUAGAAAGGAAAAUGUUGCACCGGCCAUUCCAGACACACGUCGCGGUAUUGAGGUUCCCGAAAAUUACAAACAGUACGAGGUAUCCGAGGGAGUUUUCGAAAAUUAUUUGUUAAUGGAUUCCGGAAAUGACGAUGACAAUCGUAUUCUUGUUUUUGGAAGAGAGUACAACCAAACAUGGGCACACGACAUGCGUGACAUCUUCAUGGACGGUACAUUUCUAUUGGCACCACCAUUAUUCAAACAAAUUUUUGUUGUUCUUGCCCGUCGCGGUGAGCGGUACGUGUUUCCGGUGCUCUUCUGUCUGCUGCCCAACAAAACAACACAAACAUACCGAAAAUUAUUCUUUCUUAUAAAACAACAGUGGCCUCGUUUCAACCCCGAGACGAUAAACGUGGAUUACGAAGUCGCAAUUCAUGAUGCAUUACGCACUGAAUUUCCGGAAGCCGAUGUACGAGGAUGUUUUUUCCAUCUCGUACAAAAUCUGCGAAAACAUCUUUCCAGCAGCAAUCUAUUAGGUAGAUACCAAACCGAUGCGGAUUUCGCUUUGCAAGCGCGAAUGAUUACAUCAUUGGCUUUUGUACCUGAGGAAAAUCUAAUGCAAGCACUUAUUGACUUAGAAAAUUAUGUCACAGAUGAUUUGGAACCAAUAGUAGCCUGGUUCACAAACACUUACGUGGGCCGACUUCGAAAUAACGGCACUAGGGCUCCUCCGAAUUUUCCAUAUGCCACCUGGUCGGUGUUGCAAAGGACAUUAGCAGGAAGCGACCGAACAAAUAACUAUGCCGAAGCGCUCCAUCGGAAACUGCAACUAGGAUUUGGCGUAGCACACCCAAGCAUCUGGAAAUUUUUGGAUGGGCUCAAGAAAAUCCAAAAAUUAUUUGAUGCUACGUACGAGGAUUUCGUAGCUGCACGUGAACCCCCUUUAAAACGACGCCGAUACGACGAAGCAGACAGAAGAAUUUUGACGAAAGUUCAAAAUUUUGAUGCAGGCAGUAUAAUUGAAUAUCUGCGAGGUUUGUCACACAACUACCGCAUGGAGUAG
Molecule: messenger RNA, 1059 nt
Organism: Photinus pyralis (common eastern firefly)
Lineage: Eukaryota; Metazoa; Arthropoda; Insecta; Coleoptera; Lampyridae
Exons: 1
Coding region: 1-1059 (352 amino acids)
Source: RefSeq, a predicted model, not a curated record